GCCGCGGACGUCCUCGGCGCUUUGACCAUCCCGAAGACGACGUUGAUUAUUAGCCUCAUGGCUUCCGUGAAGCUCGCGACCCUGCGAGAGCUCACGCGGGUCGACCGCGUCGUCGUCUGCUGCCCGCUGCCGGCCGUGCAGCAAGGAGCGGGCACGACGAUCGUCGUGCCCGCGGACGUGCCCGAGGCCGCGGCGAUCUACGGCGCCGUCGGCACGGCCGUGCCCGUCGACGACGAGGACCAGUACCGCCGCCUCCAGUGCAUGACGUGCCUCAUGGGCGACUGCUACGAGCGCAUGCGGACGUCGCAGGAGUGGCUCGAGGCCAACGGCGUCGCCGGCGACGUCGCGGCGACCUACGUGACGGGCAUCUUCAAGACCAUCCUCACGGACGCCGUCGGCGCCGGGCCGGAGACCCUGGGCCACCUCGUCGCCGAGCAGACGCCCGGCGGCAUGAACGAGAUGGUCAUCUCCGAGCAGCGCGCGGACGGCGCCUACGCGGGCCUCGAGCACAGCCUCAACUCGAUCCACUCCCGCCUCUCGGGCGCCCACGACGCGAGCCUCGCGCCGGCGAACAAGCGCCAGGAAUCGUGA
This is a messenger RNA of Aureococcus anophagefferens, 591 nucleotides long. RefSeq lists its product as hypothetical. The annotation marks the transcript as partial. Lineage: Eukaryota; Pelagophyceae; Pelagomonadales; Pelagomonadaceae. The transcript has a single exon. The record is from RefSeq and is a predicted model, not a curated record.